Molecule: messenger RNA, 1260 nt
Organism: Aspergillus niger
Lineage: Eukaryota; Fungi; Ascomycota; Eurotiomycetes; Eurotiales; Aspergillaceae
Exons: 3
Coding region: 1-1260 (419 amino acids)
Biological process (GO): fatty acid beta-oxidation; phenylacetate catabolic process
Cellular component (GO): peroxisome
Molecular function (GO): acetyl-CoA C-acyltransferase activity
Source: RefSeq, a predicted model, not a curated record
AUGUCUUCCGCCCAGCAGCGUCUUUCCCAAGUGGCCUCCCACUUCGGCCCUGGUGGCAAGAAGGGAGUCUCCGCCAUCACGGAGAAGCACCCCGAUGAUAUCGUUGUGACCUGCGCUCUGCGUACGGCUCUUACAAAGGGUGGAAAGGGUGGUUUCAAGGACACCGCUGCCGCCGACUUGCUGGCCGGUGUCUUCAAGGGGGUCAUCGACCGCAGCGGCAUCGACCCAAGCCAGGUUAACGACAUCGCUGUCGGCUCCGUCCUUCCCCCUGGUGGUGGUGCGACGGAAUUCCGUGCUGCCGCCCUGGUGGCGGGCUUCCCUGAGUCUACUGCCGUUAAGAGUCUGAACCGUCAGUGCUCUAGCGGUCUCCAGGCGAUUGUGGACAUUGCCAAUGCCCUGAAAUCAGGCAUGAUCGAUGUUGGUAUUGGUGCUGGUGUCGAGAGCAUGUCGUCUCAAUACGGCCCCGGUGCCGUGACCGAGUUCUCCGAGCUUCUCGAGGCCCACCCCGAGUCGGCCAACUGCAAGGUUCCCAUGGGUGUUCUGUCCGAGCAGAUGGCCAAGGAUCGCAACGUCACUCGUGCAGCCCAGGACGCCUUCGCCGCCUCGUCGUACCAGAAGGCCGUCAAGGCCCAGAAGGCCGGUCUCUUCAACGAAGAGAUCAUCCCUCUGCAGGUCAAGUGGACGGACCCUAAGUCCGGCGAGGAGAAGACCAUCACCGUCAAGGCCGACGACGGCAUCCGCGACGGCAUUACCCCCGAGUCGCUGGGCAAGAUCCGACCUGCAUUCGCCAAGGACGGAUCCAUCCACGCCGGAAACGCCUCCCAGAUCUCCGACGGUGCUGCCGCCGUGCUGCUGAUGAAGCGUUCUACGGCCGAGCGCCUGGGACAGAAGAUCAUCGGCAAGUACGUCGCUGCUAGCGUCGUCGGUGUCAAGCCUCUGCUCAUGGGUAUCGGCCCGUGGAAGGCCAUCCCCGUGGCCUUGGAGAAGGCCGGCAUCACCAAGGACGACGUGGAUAUCUAUGAGAUCAACGAAGCGUUUGCCUCGCAGUGCGUCUGGUGCAUCAACGAGCUGGGUCUGCCGCAGGAGAAGAUCAAUCCCAAGGGUGGUGCGAUUGCCUUUGGACACCCGCUCGGCUGCACGGGUUCGCGCCAGAUCAGCACGCUGCUGACGGAGCUGAAGCGGACGAACAAGAAGAUUGGUGUUAGCAGCAUGUGCGUCGGAACGGGUAUGGGUAUGGCAGCCGUUUGGGUUGCGGAGUAA